GACCCUCACCAUAAAAAUGGACAGGCUCGGAAACUUCUAUUGACGCCUUCCAACCGACAAGCGAUUACUUUGCAGACGCGCAGUCACCCCGAAAUAGUGGAAAAUGGAGUGGAACCCAAUGGAGAUCAACCCCGAGAUGCUGAACAAGAUGAUGAGCAACCUGGGCGUGGGUGAAAGCUGGUGCUUCUCAGACGUGCUGGGAUUGGAGGAGGAGCAACUCUCUGCGGUCCCCAAACCAUGCUGUGCCUUGAUGCUGCUCUUCCCACUGACCCAACAGCACGAGUCUUUCAGGCAGCGGCAGGCUGACCACGUUACAGACGGCUCUGAGGUUUAUUUCCUGAAGCAGACUGCUGCCAAUUCCUGUGGCACGAUCGCCAUGCUGCAUGCCGUGGCCAACAACAAAAGCAAAAUGACAUUUGAAGGUGGCUCUGCCCUGAAGAAGUUUCUAGAUGAGACUGCGAACAUGUCUGCUGAUGACCGUGCCAAACAUUUGGAGAGGAACAAGGCAAUCUGGGAGGCUCACAAUGAGGCUGCGGCGCAGGGCCAGUGUAGGCCGGAGGCCGACAAAAACUUCCACUUCAUUGCCUUUGUCAAUAUAAAUGGACAACUUUAUGAAUUUGAUGGGAGAAUGAAUGGACCGGUGAAGCACGGAGCUACCAAGGAUGACUCCUUCAUAAUGGAUGCAGCCAAAGUGUGCCGUGGCUUCAUUGAGAGGGAGCAAGGCGAGGUCCGCUUCUCAGCGGUGGCGCUUAGUCACAGUUAGAGAUUCGGUAGGACACGCAUUUAAGUUGUAAACCCAAAUGUCCUAAAGCAUUCACAUGACAAACACAAUCAGCAGGCACCCAGAAAAACCUGUGAACCCACACAUCUGCAGGCACUAUAAAGCAUAUUGUUUUCACAUUCUGUUCUUUCAUCUCAAGAACAAAGCACACACUGACACUUACUCACCAUUAAACCCUUUUGUUCUACUGACGCAAACUGAGAUAAGCUUGUCCACACUGUUUUAUGUGACAUCAUUCAGCAAUGGGACUUGUAAACCAUGAGGUCAGAUAUCCCCGCUGCCUGUGUUAUUGUUUUUUUGCAGAUUUUUCUUUUUGUAUGCGAUGAAGCCUCUUUCAAAGUAAAAAACCUGAUGCUUGAAUACCUCUUUGUGCCAAUAAGUUUAAAACAAGUGAGAAAAGGCAUAAAAUGUUUUCCCCCCCAAAUACCUUCAGAUUAUAAAGAUCUGAUACAGCACACACGUGUCCGUAGGAGUAAUUUGACCAAUGUUUGAGGGUACACAGCAUCUCUUUUGAGUUUUGGUCUUGGGUGACUGUUUGACGAACUGAAGUUUGACUUUAGAAUGCAAAUGUUACUGGUGUAUUGCGAGAGUUUUGUUUUAAAAAUGAUUCAUUUGUAAUGUGUUUGCACUUUUGAAGAGAACAUUUUCACUUUAUCUACAAAUGAUCAAAGACGCUACUAGUCUGCAAGUUAAACACAAAGUGCAAAACUCCCGAAGGUGAUUAACAUGAAAAGCUGCUCUCUGCUGGGUAGUUGUUGUGCAGGGUGCUAGUACUGUCUGUCUAUGCUGUGCCCUAACCUUUAUGACCCUUAAAAUGUUG
This is a messenger RNA of Pungitius pungitius (ninespine stickleback), 1601 nucleotides long. It is a transcript of the gene uchl1, whose product is annotated as ubiquitin carboxyl-terminal esterase L1 (ubiquitin thiolesterase). The coding region runs from base 104 to 763 and encodes 219 amino acids. Gene Ontology annotation, molecular function: cysteine-type deubiquitinase activity. The transcript is spliced from 9 exons. Lineage: Eukaryota; Metazoa; Chordata; Actinopteri; Perciformes; Gasterosteidae. Gene Ontology annotation, biological process: ubiquitin-dependent protein catabolic process; protein deubiquitination. The record is from RefSeq and is a predicted model, not a curated record. Gene Ontology annotation, cellular component: cytoplasm.